This is a messenger RNA of Ilex paraguariensis (yerba mate), 534 nucleotides long. Lineage: Eukaryota; Viridiplantae; Streptophyta; Magnoliopsida; Aquifoliales; Aquifoliaceae. The record is from the annotation of a GenBank genome assembly.
UUCCCAUCCUGACUUUUGAUGAGAGAUUCACCGCAGGAUGAUGUUGUUGGAAAUAGCUCACCGGGGAGUCUACUGCAUUGUUUGUGCUGAACUCAAAAAGAGAAUGCUUGAAUAAUGGUUCUUGCGGCAACUAAUCGUCCAUCAAAUCUUGAUGAGGCAAUACUUAGGUGUCUUCCUCAGGUAUUUGAGAUUGGCAAACCUAAUCGAGGUGAUAAAGCAAAUAUACUGAAAGUGAUUUUGAAGGGUGAGAGAAUAGAUGACAAUAUUGACUUUGAUCACAUUGUAAGCUUGUGUGAGUGUUCUAUUGGCUGCGAUUUACUUGACGUCUGCAAGCAAGCAGCCUAUUUUCCUGUCAGGGAUUUCUUGCAAGAUGAGAAGAAUGGGAAGCGACCUCAUGUCCUAAGGGCUUUGUCACAAUUGGACCUGGAGAAAGCUUUCAUUGCAGCAAGAAAAACGAAGGUUGUGAAGAAUGAGUGCAGUGGCUUAAGUAUUGGUCACCACCUAGGCGUGAUGCUGAUUAUGAGGGAUCGUUGA